AUGAAUUAACUGAGUGGAUAUGAUUUAUAAUAAAAGCUUAAUACAGCUGUAAUUAACUUAAAUUAUAGCAAAGAGUAAUAUAAUAAAGUAAAAUGUGGCUAGGAUUACUAUUAUGAAACUAAACGUAUUGCUGAAUUAGUUCCACUAGGUUAUGAUAAUACGUAGUGCUUAUAUCCAGGAUGCUCUUCAAAAGUUUGUCAUGAAGACUGUAGUGUGGGAGAUGAUAAAAAAUCAUGCUGUUGCAUGGAGGAAAGAAAUGGAAGUUGGUUUUGUAAAGAAUGCAAACAUGAGUACACCUAACAUAAUAAUCAGACACACAAGCAAGUAAUUAGAGAAGUUUAGGAGAAAGUGAAAAAAGAUAAAGCUUAAUUGAUGAAAUAAUUACAAUAAGAAAUUUAAUAACAUUUAAAAAUGGUAGAACAAUUAUAAGCAUAAUUACCAAAUCCUAUAACCUUCUUGAAUAUAAAUAAAUAAAAUAAUAAAGAUUUAGAGCCAAUCUAGUAUCGAUUAAUUUAGGCAUAAGAAAAAUAAAAAACAAAAUGUAAUUUAGCCUAGAGAUAGAUUACAGUAGCAGGAUUGCUUGUUGAUAAGAAAAAAAUGGAGCAGCUUGGAUUUAAAGAAGAAUUAGAAUACACAACUUUGGAUUCAGUUUACAUUAAGAAAAAAUCUCCUAAGCUUGUUUGUUUCUUAAGAGGUGAAAUUCCUUAAAAUCUAAAAGGUUAAAAAGAUGAUGAAUUCAAUAAGUAAGCACUUUGCAAUUAUGCCUAAUAAGAUGCAGUUGAAUCAGUUGAAAAAUUAAUAAAGGUUUAUAAAUAUGAUGUUAAUUAUAUUCCACCAAACUUAGGAAAAGCUCCGAUUCAUAUUGCUGCUGAAGCUGGAAAUUAAGAUACGCUAGAUUAUUUAAUUAAGAAUUAAGCAGAUAUACAUUUAGUUGAUUAGAAUAAUAAAAAGCCUUUUCAAUUAGCUCAAAAUCCAAAAGUAAAAGAAAGACUGAUAAAUGAGUAUAAAUGCAUAACUAAAUAAAACACAGUUGUUCAGAAAUUGAAUAAUUUUAAGUCAUUUAUAGAUUAAAUAGUCUAGAAGGAAAUGCAAGAUUCAUAAUAUGGCAGUGACUUAAUAAACAUGAUUAAUAAUGGUUCAAUGAAUAAAAAAGAUCUAAUAGCUGAAAUAUCCUCAUGGGUAGAAUAAAUAUUUGAAAGAAUUAGCUAUUAAGUGAAUAAUUACCAAAGAAAUAUUGUUAAAAAAUGUAAGGAAAUGAUUUCAGACAUUUACAAAUUAGGAGAAAACCCAAAGGAGCUUCAAUAAAUACUUCAGAAAAUGAAAAAAGAAGUAAAAUUUGAUAAAUGUGGAGAAAUUAAUAAUAUCAAAUAGAAAAAAAUUAAAACUGUAGAAGAUUAUAAAAAGUAUCUUGAGUAAUUUGAAGAAAGGGUGACAGAACUCUAUUCAUAAAAUGUAGAGAAAAAAAACAUUUUGAUGGAUUUGUUUGUUAACAAUUAUAACUAGCUUAGAAACAACACUAAUAUGUUAAUUAAAUAUCCUGCUAUCAUAUUUGAGAGUAGUUAAUCAAGUGAUCUAUACGAAUAAAGAGUAUACAAUAAAAACACAAUUAGAACUCCACACUAUUGA
This is a messenger RNA of Tetrahymena thermophila SB210, 1626 nucleotides long. Its product is annotated as ankyrin repeat protein. The transcript is spliced from 2 exons. The record is from RefSeq and is a predicted model, not a curated record. NCBI's taxonomy places the organism in Eukaryota, Ciliophora, Oligohymenophorea, Hymenostomatida, Tetrahymenidae. Gene Ontology annotation, molecular function: protein binding.